Oncorhynchus keta (chum salmon) is the source of this 2701-nucleotide messenger RNA. RefSeq names its product protein ABHD15-like. Bases 743 to 2701 code for a protein of 652 amino acids. NCBI's taxonomy places the organism in Eukaryota, Metazoa, Chordata, Actinopteri, Salmoniformes, Salmonidae. The transcript has 4 exons. Gene Ontology annotation, molecular function: monoacylglycerol lipase activity; short-chain carboxylesterase activity. The record is from RefSeq and is a predicted model, not a curated record.
GGGAGGGUGAGAGGGAAAUAUAUUUGGUAUCUAAAAGAGAGAGAGAGAGAGAGAGAGAGAGAGUAAGGUGACGUGCUCUCCCCCUCACCUUUUUUCUCUCAGUCUAUUCUUUCUGUCACUCGUAGAGGUUGAGCAACACUAACUGGCUGCUAUAUUAGCAGGGGACAAAGGGAGAAACAGUGGAGCCAACACUGCUGUAAAGACCUUCUAUACUAGAUCAUUGGACUGCUGCAAAGGCCUGCUACAUUAUACAAGAUCAAUGGACUGCUGUAAAGACCUGCUAUACUAGAUCAUUGGACUGCUGCAAAGGCCUGCUACAUUAUACAAGAUCAAUGGACUGCUGUAAAGAUCUGCUAUACUAGAUCAAUGUAAAUCCCUGCUAUACAACCCUGGCUGUACUUUAGCUCUCUGGGCGAUCCAUAUCUGUUACUCAGGGCCACAUUCAGUAGCCACCAAAUGAGAGAAAAUGUUGUGAAUGGGAAGAGGUUCUAGCUGACCUGAAACUUGAACUUGUAGAGUUCUAGACCUGGACGUUGUAGAGUUCUAGACCUGGACGUUGUAGAGUUCAAGAUCUGGACGUUGUAGAGUUCUAGAUCUGGACGUUGUAGAGUUCUAGAUCUGGACGUUGUAGAGUUCUAGAUCUGGACGUUGUAGAGUUCUAGAUCUGGACGUUGUAGAGUUCUAGACCUGGACGUUGUAGAGUUCUAGACCUGGACGUUGUAGCGUUCUAGACCUGGUAACAAUGGCCACUGACCAGGAUGUCGUCUCCUCCUGUAAGUGGGAGUGUGACAGGGUGUUGUACCUCCUGCCCUCCCUGCUGCUGUUCCUGCUCUAUCUGGCUCUCCGCUGGCCCCCGGUACAGCGAAUGGCGAGGCUGGGGGUGAGGGCUGCCGCCUGGUGGCUGUGGGUGGCACUGUGCUGGGUCCUGGAACUCCCCAUCCACCACCCUCACGCAGAGCCAGGCUGGGGCAAGGAGAGGGCAGGAACACAGGAGCAUGGAUCAUCCCCAGGCCUUGCCAUAGGACUGUCAACAGAGAAAAGCUGGGGUAGGGAGAGGGGAAUGGGUCUUGGCUUGGGAUCACAUCCUGCCCUCUCCCCAGCCCCAGGACCCACUCUAGCCUGUAAGCCCACAGCCCUGUCCCGGUUCCUGCUCCAGCACUGCUGUUCCCUGGCCAGACCGAGACUGGCACCAUGGCCCAGGGGUGACCCCCACCUCCAGACCCUCUCAAGUUUUCUAUUGGGGGGCCUGACUGCAGGAGACCAGGGACAAGAGGUCAACUUUACCCGAGACCACCUUCUACUGAAGGAUGGGGGGGUAGUGGCUCUGGACUGGGCUGUAGGCGUAGGUGGGGGAGAGGAGGUGGGACGGGAGAGAGGGAAGGAGCACUAUCCUGGGGGGAAGGCAUUGGGCUGCCACACCUCCACACCUCCAAUCCUCCUCCUCAUCCCUCACUACUGGGGAGGAGUGACGCCCCACCUGAGAAGUCUGUGUAGAAUGGCUCUUCGUCAGGGUUUCUAUUCCCUCGUGUUUCACCGUAGGGGCACGGGGGGGUGCCCUCUCACCACGCCACGGCUGACUGAGUAUGGAGACUCUGUUGACCUGAUGCAGACAGUAGCAUAUGUGCGUAGCCGGCACCCGUCCUCUGUGCUGGUAGCGGUGAGCGAGGGUUCUGGUUCGGGCCUGCUGCUGUCCUACUUGGGAGAGUGUGGCUCCUCCUCUUACCUGACGGCUGCAGCCUGCAUCUCACCUGUCCUGCAGGGCCAACUGUGGUUUGACACGCCCCUGCCGCCACUCUACCGCUGGGCAGUGCUGGUCCAACGCAAACUGCAGCUCAGCAGGUAUGCCAGUGCCCUUCGUGGGGUGUUAGAUGUAGACAGGGCUCUCUACUGUUCCUCCCUCAGAGACUUUGAAGAGACCCUGUUCUGCUCUGCACUGCGACCCAAUAUCCCCCACCACCCAACCAGUCACACACCGACCCCAGGGGCCAGAACCGCCAGCGGGACACCAACCACCAAACCAGGGGCUACUGUACCCCCCCUGAACACCCCCCAUCUGACGGGACCCCACAACACCAAACUGGCGGCCAUGCCCGGUGCCAAAACGGUCUCCCCCACCCCUGCCUCCACUCCCAGGGUUCCAACCACCAGAGCAGGGGACACAGCACCCCACCAACACACCCCACACCACUCAACAGGACCCCUCCUCCCUGGGACCUCCACACACAUCCCUGGGGCCCCAGCCUCCACCUCUGGAGCCAGAUCAGGUGCCAGAGGGGCCACUGCUCCCCCACCCUCCCUUAAGGGAGCUGGGGUAGCAGGGGUAUCAGGGGUAGGUGGGGUGGCAUCCUGGGUGCUGGGGGAGCGGGGUUGUCCUGCCAGGGACUGGGAGAGUUACUGGGAGAGGAACGAACCUCUGAGGGACGCAGACGAGGUGGCGGUUCCCGUGCUCUGCCUCUGUAGCCGUGACGACCCCCUCCUGCCACCCCCCUCCACCCUGCCCCUCACCCUUUUCCAAAACAACCCUUAUUUCUUGCUGGCGCUGACGGAGACGGGCGGACACUGUGGGUUUGGACUGGAGGAGGGAGGACAGGGGGAGGGAGAGGUGGGAGGUAACUGGAGUAGCGUGUCUGUGUUGGAGUACUUCAGAGUGGUGGCUGAAUUUCUGAAGGGGGAGGAGAGGAAGGGGAUGAGAUAUGGCUGA